UGUCAACGCCAUCCCAAAGGCAAAAUAAAUAUGUAUGGAUUGCGAUUAAGAAGAAAGGUCAAACCUCUAAGCUAGCUUUCUGAGGAGGUAAACCAUGGAGGGAGAGCUCAACAACUUUAUCCUGGUAUGGAUCUCGGCGGCCGCCUCCCUCUGCUACUGCCACACUGCCUCGAAGCUCGUCCCGGCCGGCCUCACGAGGCUGCUCUGCCUCGCCCCCGUGGUCUGCUUAUUCUUGGCCCUCCCUCUUAGGCUUACCACCCUCUCCCUCAGUAGCCUCUCCUCCUUUUUCCUCUCCUGGCUCGCCAACUUCAAGCUCCUCCUCCUCGCCUUUGGUGAGGGCCCUCUUUGCUCCAACCCGCCACUCACACUCCCUCGGUUCCUUGCCAUUGCCGGCCUCCCCAUCAAGCUCCAGACUCUUCCUCAUCCAAACGAGGAGAAUGUAGCAAAGAAGGAAGGCUUGAAGUCACUGCUGAACUAUGCCGCCAGGUGCUUGCUGCUGGCGUCCUUUGUGCCGCUCUACGAGAAGGAAUGGAUCCACCAAAAGCUCAUCAUGAUGAUGUACGCAAUCCACGUGUAUGUCAGCCUUGAGGUCAGCCUUGCCAUCGUCGGCGCAGCAGCUUGGGCCUUCACUGGCAUUGGCCUUGAGCCGCAAUUCGAUGAGCCCUAUCUCUCCACUUCCCUCCAGGACUUCUGGGGCCGCCGCUGGAACCUCAUGGUGACAAGCAUCCUCCACCCUUCCGUAUACAAACCCAUGCGGUCUAUCUCUGCACGAUGGUUUGAGCGGAGGUGGACUGCAGUGCCUGCGGCCUUCUCGGCCUUCCUUGUGUCGGGGUUGAUGCACGAGCUGGUUUUCUACCACAUAGGGAGGAGGGACCCCACUUGGGCCGUUACGACUUUCUUUUUGCUCCACGGAGUUUCAGUAGCUGUGGAGAUCGGUUUAAAGAAAUCAAUCCGGUGGCGGCUGCCAAAGGUUGUUUCCUGCCCCCUGACUGUGGCAUACGUUGUAGCAACAGGGUUGUGGCUGUUUAUCCCAGCACUGAUGGAGUGCGAUGCCGUGCCUAAAGCCCGAAGGGAGACCGUGGCUCUGAUAGAGUUUGUAAAGCAUUGUUGGAGCAUUUUACAAUUUUGCUCCAUCACCAUCUGGAGUAUAUUUAAAACCUAACGAGCUCUUUUGUAAUCGAAAAAACUUAGGGAGCUCCAACUACAUGUGUGGACAGAAUUGCAUUUAGUUGAAACUUUGUCAUGGUACAAGGAAGAGUUCAUGAGAGAGAACUGUAAUGGGGUAUGUUUAUAAUACAAUUCGUUAAGGAUUGGAUAUAUAGGUGCUUUCAAAUAAAUUACUUCAAUUUUUUAACAAAUAAAAUA
Molecule: messenger RNA, 1365 nt
Organism: Punica granatum (pomegranate)
Lineage: Eukaryota; Viridiplantae; Streptophyta; Magnoliopsida; Myrtales; Lythraceae
Source: RefSeq, a predicted model, not a curated record